UCCUCACACAACCUAGGCAAGCACUCCACCACGGAACUACAUUCCAAACCAAUGUCAAUACUUUCAAUAAAGAUAGGAUCCAUGGUCCUGAUUUUCCUUUGGACUCUGGUUUGACUCAGCACAGAAUACUUACUGAUCCUUUGUCCCAGGUUUGGCUCAGGCAUCUAGUGAUGGAAAAUUCCAAAGAAGCAGUCAUUUUUGUUGUUGUUGUUGUUCUGAUGGAGAUGAGGGAAGAGAAAGAAUCUGGACUUAAACACAGUGACCCAGAGCUAUCUGUGGAGCUUCCAGGGCAAGGACAUUAUUUAUUGGGUACUGGCUAUGCACCGGAAGUCAUGCCAAGUGCUUCCCAUGGAUCGUUCCACUCUGUUUUCACAGUAAUUCUUUGCACCCAAUCAAUGUGAGACGUGACCCCAGCAUCCCCACCUAUGGACUCCGACGGUCCAUCUUACUGAACACCAGGCUUCAGGAUUGCUAUGUGGUUUCACCAGCUCUCACCAACAUCUGGAUGGCCAGAACAUGUGCAAGGCAGAACAUCAAGACCCCAGCACCAGGUACCACCUCUUGCUGGGAAGUGGUAAAGAACCCAAUAAUUGCCAGUUCGUUCUCUCUGGCUAAGCUUGGGCUCCGGAGGCAAUUGAAGGAUAAAUGCUGUCCAGUACCUUCCAAGUUUGGAGAAGCGAAGCCACUGAAGAGAUUAAAGCCCAGGAACAAUUCAACAAUGAAAGCCACGCAGCAGGCCAGGAUAAGAAACCCCAUCAGAUCCAAGAACAAGCUGCCAGCAGGGCAGCUGCUGGGCUCACCUGGACGAGGAGGACAGAGUCCUGCAGGAAGCAUUGGCGAGAGCAAAGAAAGUUCAAAGGAGAAAAAAGUAACAGUCCGCCAAGAACUUGAAGAUAGAUAUGUGGAACGCGUGGCCGCCACCCAAGCACUACCCUGGGACAGAGGGACCGCAGCCUGGAAGGGCCGAGCAUUGCCUCCUGAAACCCCAAUGAGACAGCAGGUGCUGGGGGACUCGCUAACAAUCCAUGGGCUCCCCACAGAGUGUUACCGGGCUCUGUACCAUGCUGUGGUGGAGCCGAUGCUGUGGAAUCCUUCAGGAACCCCCAAGAGAUACAGCUUGGAGCUGGGCAAGGCCAUUAAACAAACACUUUGGGAAGCUCUGUGCAGUCAGGCCACCACCCUUGAAGGUGCUCAGAAGGACCCACUGUCUGGCAGGAAGUGGCUGGUGGUCCAUGAGCCUAUGCCCAAGAAAUGGCCCAAGUUAAAGAGUGAAAAAUAAAAAUAGGAACCUAUGGGAAUAGGAUAUUCUCUGCUAGAUGUCUGAAAAAUAAACACUACUUUGCACCUUCUACAUAAUCUCAAAGAGUGCUUUACAAAUUAGUGACUGUGAAACAAGACAAACAAUCCCCUCUACACUCAUGGGUAGGUAAUUUAUUUGUGUAUGUUGCUUUAAAGAGAUGGGGCCUCACUUAGUUACCCAGGCUGGGAUACAGGUGCGACACCCUGCAUCCAGCACAUGGUUAUUUAAUUUUGAGGGCUAGUGUUUGGAGUUUUUUUUGUACAUAGGAAAAGCCCUGCAUAUGAAGCCAAUGGUUUAGGUCCCAAAUUUUUAAAAAGUGGACUGCUAAGCUCUUUGUCUCCCUCCACACAUCCUGAGCAGAAAGUCUACCACCACCUCAAGGAAAUAAACCCACAGUCAGUCCCUAGCAGAUGACCACUUGUGACAUUGCAGAAAUGACCUGUAACCUGGACUCCAUGUUAACAGGAGAGGAAAUCACAUGGAUGCUUCCACGGGCAAGCUGAUGCAAAGCUCUUUGUAGGUUCUGAAGACCUUAACCAAACAGCAACGACAACAUAUAAAACACAUACUUGAU
Messenger RNA from Marmota monax (woodchuck), 1874 nucleotides. RefSeq names its product chromosome unknown C22orf31 homolog (gene CUNH22orf31). Bases 506 to 1279 code for a protein of 257 amino acids. The record is from RefSeq and is a predicted model, not a curated record. Lineage: Eukaryota; Metazoa; Chordata; Mammalia; Rodentia; Sciuridae. The transcript has 4 exons.